CCGCGCUCUCUAACUCAAAAACCCUCGAUCUCUGAGAAGGGGGAAGAAAAAAAAAUCUCUCUUCAUUCAAAAUUUCUUCUUCUUCUUCUUCCUCCUCAAUCCUUGGGAUCUCGAGCGAACACAACAUCUGGGUAUUUCGAAACUUUCUUCUUAAUCUCUUCUGUUCAUGGAAGACAACGAGACCAAGAAAAGCGAGGUCGAGGUCGAUGGCCUUGGUCUGAUUGAUGUCGCUUCUGAGGACGAUAGCCUCCUCUUCUCCUCGUUUCCGGAUCCCACCAGCUACGAGUUUUCCGAGGCAGAUGAGGAUAAAAAAGACUUGAAUGAUGACAAAGAUCAAAACUUCAUGAAAGAUACAGAAUACUGUGACGAAGAGACACUGGUUUCUUCAGUAGAAGAGAAGGAAGAGGUGCUUCAACCUCGUGAGUCACCUGAACCUCAGAAGGCGGUGAAGGCUGGAAAGUAUAAUUUGCGCAAAAGUCUUGCCUGGGACAAUGCGUUUUUCACGAGCGCAGGUGUUUUGGAACCCGAAGAACUAUCCAGUAUGAUGGAAAGCAAUCAUAAGAGUGCAAGGAAAUGCUUACCGGCCAUUCAAGAAGAUAUUAAUAGAUCAACAGAAUCCCUUUCUUCAUUUCAAAGCGACUGCACCGUGGAAAACAGUCAGGAAUUUAUUUUGUUUGAAGAUGUAAGAGCGUCUAUUCAAAGGUCUGCUAAAGCAUCUGAUGCUGCAACACCUGGAAAAAUAAAUGAACAGGGAGAAACCAGCCCUACUUCUAGUACAGUGGACGUCCUUGCCUCCGAGGAAAAGAUGAAACCCAAAGCCAGUCCUAAAAAGCCGAGUAUUAGAGCACAAGGACUAGGGAAGGCAACAAAACAGCCUGUGGGUGCAAGAGGUCUUAGUACAUCCACUCCCAAGCCACCUAACGGACUCAGCAAAGUCAGGCACUUGUCAACAACGUCGAUGAGCAGGGCAUCACUAGAUAUUAACAAAGCCAAACAAGAGAAGAAUUCCAAAUUACCUGCGGGGAAAGAGCCUUUGGGUCCUAGAAUAUCCAUGUCGCGAAGUGCUAGACCCACGUUGCCAAAACCUGCUGUGAUUAAGUCAUCUUUGCGUUCUUCAGCUGCCUCAAAGAAUGAAUUGACAUCUUCCUGCUCUUCACUAGAGAGCUGUGCUAGUGCUUCAUCUAGCGUUUCUCACAAAUCUUCUUUGGAUUCGAUAAAGAAGAAGAAUGAUUCAAGUUCCAGAUUAGCUUCCCACUCAUUGGUAAAUCGAUCUACAUCUAGAGGUAUUAUGGGCCAGCCGCGAAUCCCACCUCAGCCAACCAAUAAGACAUCCAAAUCCAAGCUUUCCUGUAGUGUACCAUCUGAUGGUUCGAUCAGCGAACGUCCAUCACGAGCUUCUGCAACUAGCAAAAUGGCUAAAGAUAAUCAGAAAACUGUCUCUGGUGAAAAGGGUCAUGCAAAUGAUAAUACAUUGCAGACUGUGAAGCCUCUCAAGAACUCUAAAGAUGCAUCUAUUCUUCAAGCUGAUGCUAAGGAGGGCACAAUACGUGUUUCAGCUAUCAGUGGUGGUUUGGUUCCUCCAACAUCCAUGAAACCAUCAGGUCUCCGUGUGCCAUCACCAAAAAUCGGCUUCUUUGAUGGAGCAAGACAUGGAUCAUCUUCAUCUGCCAGUAAGAGGUCUGGAAAGUCUCAACUCACAAAGUCUCCGUCGUCGUCGAAUUCAAAAACUAAGGCAGGUACAAGGCUUGUCUCCGCCUCGUCUCCAAAAGUGCAAAACAAAUUGUAUUCCAAAAUCAAUGCAGAAGAUCAACUUGAGGGGUGAUGAGAAUCAGAUGAUGCCUGAAGGAAUCAGUAGUUCUUUAUAUAAUGGAGCUCUGUUAUCUUCUCUCUUUUAGUAGGAAUUUCCCUGUAUUUCAGAUUCUUAUGUAACCCAACCCUUAAAAAGUAAUAUUAUAAAAAUUGUGCGGCA
Molecule: messenger RNA, 1969 nt
Organism: Eutrema salsugineum
Lineage: Eukaryota; Viridiplantae; Streptophyta; Magnoliopsida; Brassicales; Brassicaceae
Exons: 8
Coding region: 167-1822 (551 amino acids)
Molecular function (GO): microtubule binding
Source: RefSeq, a predicted model, not a curated record